Messenger RNA from Trichobilharzia regenti, 522 nucleotides. The record is from the annotation of a GenBank genome assembly. NCBI's taxonomy places the organism in Eukaryota, Metazoa, Platyhelminthes, Trematoda, Strigeidida, Schistosomatidae.
AUGAAGUACUUGUACAACUAUUUGGCUACGCCGGAUGACAAACACCCAUUUUUUCGUGCUAAAAUGGCAUUCCUCACCUCAUAUAGUUUCAGUUUUAUAGUUGCUGGUAGCAGUUACCUCUACGCAUUUACGUGUGGUAAAAACCUAACUCAGGCUGGAGUGAAAUGCAUUCAAUACAUACUUAUUGGUGCCGCUGCAGGAUUAGGUCAUUCAUCUGCUUCUUUGAUAUCAGCAAAAUCUACUGGGGUUUCAGAUGGUUUGUUCAAUCAUGCAGUUGGUGGAGCUGUUAGCGGUCUCAUAUGCACCUGGAAAUACUCAAGGGGCAUUCGUAUGUCUGCUUGCGGUGGAUUUCUAAUCGCGUCAGUUGCGGCUAAAGCCUAUGUACAGUUUCUCGAGAAGUAUCCUGACUUUGUUGUUCCUCUUGUUGGAGAACGUUAUCCAUUACCAUAUGCAACUCUCAACCACCGAUGGAUGAACUGGCAAGCAAAACAACAAGAAGAAGAGCUUGAAAAACAUGUUUAA